This is a messenger RNA of Stomoxys calcitrans (stable fly), 6333 nucleotides long. It is a transcript of the gene lbk, whose product is annotated as leucine-rich repeats and immunoglobulin-like domains protein 3. NCBI's taxonomy places the organism in Eukaryota, Metazoa, Arthropoda, Insecta, Diptera, Muscidae. The coding region runs from base 808 to 4971 and encodes 1387 amino acids. The transcript has 9 exons. Gene Ontology annotation, molecular function: protein binding. The record is from RefSeq and is a predicted model, not a curated record.
CGUGCUGUUAACUCUUACAACUAACUAGAAAAUCAGUUGGCGCGUUUAAUGCCAUUAGACUGAAACGCAACCGUUGCAUACGCAGACUUCACACUUUCGGGUUAAAAUAAUUGCGAUUUUCUACGUAGUGCUUUCAGAUAUUGUGAUAUAACUCCUGAAUUCCUGUCAUAUAAGACGGGAACCUGCCGUUUACGACUGAAUACGCGGCAAUUAAAUAAGGUUAUAGAUAGUAUCAACAAGGUCAAAAUAAAAAAAUGUAAUUGAACAAAACCCUGCAAUUAUUUGUUUUGAGAUUUAUAUGUAUAAAAAAAAUGUUAUGUGAAAUGAAUCAAUAACCUAUUGACCAGCUUUUUAUUGUGCAGCGCUUUUAAAAUAUUGAUCAACUAUUAAAAAAUAUGUUGUAGUUAGUGAAACAGUUUGCAUCGAAUAACACUGGACGCUGGCGCAGUUAUUAUUGUACAAAUUGUGCAUGCAAUUUUAGCACAUAAAUUUGUAUCCCACGGGUUCACAACACUAAGCUUGUAAAUGUUACAAGCCCAAAUUGAAAAUGGAUUUAAUUUAAUGGAUUUAACGGUGGAAAUCAAAAGGAAUUAAUAGAUCAUCCUGGGAAGACAAGCUGCAACGACCUUCGUGAGCCGUGCUGUAAGGGGAAAGAAACUGCCCCCAUGAUGACCCUCCAGUGUUUAGCAGACAAUCUAAAUGGUGGUUAAAGAUAAUGAUACGGUGAGACGGCAAACAGCGAAUAUUGCCACUUAAUCUUUGGCAGAGACCAGAAUUAAAAAAAAAAAAAAAAAAACAGAGAAAAAUAUGUUAGAACAUACAACAAUGUCACAAUGCAAUGAUGAGGCGCUGAAUAUGCAGCUGAAAUACAAACAACGACAGCAAAAGUUGUUACAGUCAUACAAACAUUGUAGGCGACGGAGAGGGGUGUGGUCCAAACCACUGCCAACCGACGAGAGGACCACGGCACCAUCGCUCGUGCUAUGGGCGUCAUAUAGUUCUGCACACUUUACAUACCCAAAUGAGUUAAGAAGUCGAACGACGCAGCAAAUAAGCGAAAUUUGUCGUUACAACCCUAUGGAACUUGUUCGACGACGUUGGAAUGUACUGCUAAAUUUUUGGCAAAAACUACCGCUACUUGUGGUCUUGUUAGUGACAUGGAUGUCGAUUUUCUCAAUAAUCUGCAGGCCUACUGACGCUGCAGUAGCAGCUGGUGGUUUAAAUGCUCCCACUGCUUCUCAAGCUAUGCACGAUGUCCAACAAUCCGUCGAAAGUCCGUCCUCUUCGACACCCACCCAGCAGAGACAACUGCAGCAGCAACAGUUGUUUGCUUUGUUGAAGUUAGAUGGUGGUGUGCCGUCAAGGUCGGGUGCAUCUGUUGGGGAAUCUUUACCACCGUCUUCAACAAACUACAGAAAGACUGAUCACAAUCAUUAUAACCAUUUAGUGGAUGACCACCAAAACAAUGAUGAUGAAGAUGAUGCCGUCACACGCGAUAGGGAGUCUUUAAAUUUCACGGCAAACCGCGAGGCUGCUCUUUUGGAGACCACAGGUUAUGUCUCGGAUGAUGGUCAGAAAUAUGAGAAAGCAGAGAAGGCUUUGGCAACGGAUGGAGGUGGAUCGAGUGGGCAGCUGCCACAGGUUAUGGCAAACAAUGUGAUUUGCCCUAAAGAAUGCAAAUGUCUCAGUGACUAUUUUGAUUGUGGAAAGAAGCAUUUGGAUCGCGUACCAACCCUACCCAGCUAUGUGCAAGUCAUUGACUUCAUAGGGAACAAGCUAAAUGACAGUACGGUAUUGCUAAUUCGCAAUUUGCCGGAACUUAACAAACUAAUUCUGAAGCGGAAUCAAUUGGACACAAUGCCCAAAUUCGUGGGACUCACAUCAUUGAAGCAAUUGAGUUUGGCGCACAAUCGCAUACAAAGGAUUUCGUCUGAGGCUUUGGCUGUUUUACCCAAAUUAAAGUCAUUAGACCUGUCUAAGAACUACUUGCACACAAUUGAAACGUCUUAUUUUCCGGCUCCAAAUCGAUUGGCCCAUUUGAUCCUGAAUGCCAACGAGAUUUCUAGCAUAGAAGAGAAAGCGUUUGAAAACCUUUUGGACUUGCUAGACCUGGAGUUGAACAAUAAUCGGCUGGGUUCCCUGCCUGCGGGCGUAUUUAAGAGUAUGAAUAAAUUAAGAAAGCUCUCAUUGAACUACAAUCAGCUGGAGAUAAAUUGGUCAACAUUUCGCGGUUUGACUUCGUUGCAGAAGCUAUUCCUUAAAUCCAAUAACAUACGGGCCUUGCAGGACGGCGUGUUUCAUGUCAUGAGGUCUAUCGAAACAAUUGAAUUGGACCAUAACGACAUUAGCUCGUUAAGCCGUCAAGGAUUAUUCAAUUUGACCAAACUCCACCACUUGAGUCUCUCAAAUAACUCCAUCUCACGGAUUGAGGGGGACACUUGGGAGUUCACCCAGUCGCUAAUAAGUCUAGAUCUUUCGCACAACAACAUAAGCGAGUUCAAGCGAGAGCACCUUGAGUGUCUGCAACGGUUGAAGCACUUGAACCUGGGCCACAACAAAAUCCAGUAUCUUUUGGAAAAUACCUUCGACUGUGUUAAAAAUCUUGAAGAUUUGAAUCUGCGACGCAAUAAGCUAUCAUGGAUCAUUGAGGACCCUGGAGCCGCCCCGCCCUUUAAGUCACUUAGAAAGUUAAAAAAGCUUGAUCUUUACGGGAAUAACUUGAAACAGAUAAACAGCAAAUCCCUAAGCGGAUUAUCUAACUUGGAGUUUCUGAAUUUGGGAGGCAAUGCCUUGGCUUCCAUACAAUCUGGAGCCUUCGACUCAAUGACGCAUUUGCAAAAGCUUACUUUUAAAUCAUUAAAUUUCAUAUGUGAUUGUGAGAUUUUGGGAUUCAAGCGGUGGCUAACCAAACAUUUGCAAUCAACUGGGCAACAGCAGUCUUCUUCAGUGUCAUCCCAAGUCGUUUGUGGAUAUCCGGAACAUUUAUUGGACCGCGAAUUGCUUUCGCUGCAGCAGAGUGAAUUGAUUUGUGCGGAAACGCCCAAACCCAAGCUAUCUCACGAGCCCUCCAAUCAACUGGCUGUCAAAGGAGCAAACAUUACAAUGGAAUGUCGAGCAACCUCGCCCAGAGCUGCCUCGUUUGCUGCCACAGAUGAAUUGAAAAUCAAAUGGCGUCAUGACAAUCACAAUGUCAAGGAGAAGGAUCGCAACUCGCUUAUGAUCACCUCGGCGGCAGGGUCCCUAGCAUCCUACACAAUGACUGAAACCCAAAUCCACAACGACCCGUCAAAUAAUCAAACAUCGAUUAUUGGCUUUUUACGUUUGUACAAUGUUAGUUACGAGCUGGCAGGAAAAUAUCAGUGUGUGGUCUCAAAUGCGUUUGGUACAACCUAUUCCCAAAAAUUCAAAAUAUCCAUAGGAAUACAUCCAUCAUUUUUGCAAAUUCCCUCUAAUAUAACAAUUGACUCCGGCGAUACGGCUAGAUUGGUGUGCUCGGCUACAGGCGAUCCUACACCUGAAAUAGCUCUGCAGAAAUUCGGAGCAAGUGAUUUCCCAGCAGCAACAGAACGUCGCCUACAGGUGUUGCGAGAAGAAAAUGCUUUUGUUAUUACAAACGCGAAGCCCAUCGACAGUGGCAUUUAUACAUGCACUGCGGAGAGUCUUGCAGGAGAGAUUAGAGUGAACGCGUCGUUGGUAGUAAAUGAUAAACCUCAGCCCGAUAUACCUACAGUGAGAAAGGAAGUCGUUGUUGGCAACCCCAGUGUCCUCGAGUGUCUAAAUGAUAUCGCAGCCGAAUUAAAUCAACCUCAUCGCGAAUGGUACAAAAAUAACAAGCCAUUUCAUAUUACCCCAUCUUUGGACUCAGAUCGGUAUUAUUUCACAGCUGAAAGGGAACUCCUGAUCAUAGUUAAUACACAAUCUGUUGACGCUGCGCGUUAUCGGUGUGAGAUAACCGAUGGUUCGAAAACAUAUACUAUGCAAAUGGAACUGAUAGUUGUCAAAGAGCAUUUCAGUCAACACAUCAUCAUCAUUGGGGUGGUGCUGGUAACGCUGGCAUGUAUUGUGGUGGGCUCUCUCAUUGUCUGGAUCAUUCUGUUUUACCAGAAGAAGAAACUGUAUAUCAGCUCCUCUGGACAGCGUAAUGGCGCAGGCUGCGGCUCCAGGGUUGCUGCCGCUCAUGACACAAAUGCUUUGACAAGCAGUCGUAUAAGUACUCUGGACCAAACGCAAAUGACCACACUGAAUCGAACAUACCUCAGAUCGCCGCGAGAGCAUUGCAACCAUAGACCACGUAGUUUAGCCGCUCUGGAGUUGAACGCUGGCCGUUAUCAUGCUGGCGAAGAUGAACACCAGCCUUUGACAGAGCAAAGAAGCUGUCUUAUUGUUACCACCACUCCCAAUUACCAGCAACUGAUGAUGCAAAAAAGAAGUCAUGAUGGGCGCCAUGAACGCCAUGUUCUCAGUGAUGAGGAGGAACAUUUAACAUUGGAGUUCUUGCGUUUGAAUACAUCGCAGGAGACAGACCAUCAGCAGGAUCACCUGUCCAGCAAAGACUCCGGUACGGGCUCGGACGCUGCAAACAAAAGAAGUCUGGAGGAUUUUUCCAUUACUUUAAUACCGAAUGCCUCAACGCCCACAUCUUCCUCAGCACUUAAAAUACCGCGUGGUCGAGCGUCCUUAGCGAAGCCGGACACAGAUGAUGACGACGACGCGACAUCCGAAACGGUGAUGAAUCAUAACGACAACGAAGACUUUGACGCUUCACCCACUUUGGGAGUAUCAAUAUAUCCUCUCGACGCUACUGAACUGCUUGAAAAUAAUAACGGUGCCGUAAUGCAUAAAGAUUACAUCGGUUCAUCUAUCUCGGCAGCAGCGGCUACACCUGAUGCUCAGGAUUACAAAGUUCAAAAUUAUUCGGCAGCGCGGACGUCAGCUCCCCAGUCCCAUACACAACAAACUAUAGACAUUUAGUAUCGCUCCUCUCAGAGCGCUAAGAACAAUUAAAAAUACUACCAAAAUAAUCAAAAGACUGUACCCUAAAGAAGUGUGUGAUCCCCCUUCACGAAAAUCGCAUCACUAGCCCGCAUAAAUUGCAAACAACCACAAUUUAUUUGUGUAACCGAAUCUACUUUCUUCCCGCACUUUGAAACGUGUAUUUUCCAAGAAAAUGCCAGCUUCAAGGCAGCUAAACCAUUUGAAUCACUCUAAAGCCAAAUGUCAAUGACUCCUUUUACUUCUACUGUAAAUAGAAUAUCUAUGUAUAUGUUUAACAAUUUAUUAUUUCCCAGUCCCUACUCCCUACUCCCUCCAGUGCUUGUCCCAUUUGAGCCCUUGUAUGUACGUGUGAUAUUAUUAUUUAUUGUUACCACAUUUUGUGUGACCAACUGUAUAGAAGAAAUGUUUUUGUAAAUACCAACAAGAUCCUUAUCCCGUCACUGAACCAAAAUGUGUGUGAGUGCGUGUGUGUGUUUCUUGCAGUAUCGCCAGAUCAUGCCACAUGUGUAAUAGACCAAGCAGUAAGUCUUCAAUUCCAUCCUUUUAUGCUUUUAGCCAUAGUUAUUUCUGUUUUUAACAACAAUCAAGUACAAACCAUUAUAUAUAUAUACUAUAUAUAUAUAUAUAUAUAUAUGUAUAUACAAUAACGUUCAAACAUAUUCCGUAUUAUAUGCCCAAUAAGAAUCCGUAAUGAAAGUGUCCCAUAGUUUGGUUCAGUGUAAUUGUAGAGCAUACCAUUUUAUGUUUAGUAUAUACACCCUCCUCCUCCCUUAUUCCCUUUCCGUUUUGAUUAAUAUUCGUAUAAACUCGACCAUACCAAAGAGAGAAAAACAACGUAUUCCGUAAUCCAGAAAUAAACAACUAUUCUUAAAUAUAAACGAAAACGUAGGUUUAAAAGAAAAUCAUCGUGUGCCUGUUCCGUUCCGUUCCGAAACCAACCAACCAACAGCCAUUUUGCCUUAAACAUGUCUGAAUAUUUUAGUUUUUAUUCACUAUAUUUUUUUUUGUGUUACUGUGCCUAAAACAAAAUGGAUCAACAUCAACAUGCAUUUGAAUUUGUUGCAAGUUUUCCAUCGAUUUUAGAUGGACCAGCAUCUAACACCACGCGGUGAUGAUCUAUUUAAAAUUUACUACACAUAAGCCUUUGAUAAAGAGAGCCUUCUCCAUUUAAAACGAAAACAUCCAAAAUUGUUUUAAAGUAAAAUAAAUAACUAUAUAUAUAUUUAUAUGAUAUUAUUAAUUUUGUACGCUAAUGAAACAGAGACCGAAUAGAAAGGACAAUUGAAACGAGAGUAGUUAUACUUAAGAAGAUAAAACACACCAUAUUGCGUAUGUAGU